Penicillium diatomitis is the source of this 402-nucleotide messenger RNA. RefSeq lists its product as uncharacterized. The transcript has a single exon. The record is from RefSeq and is a predicted model, not a curated record. NCBI's taxonomy places the organism in Eukaryota, Fungi, Ascomycota, Eurotiomycetes, Eurotiales, Aspergillaceae. The coding region runs from base 1 to 402 and encodes 133 amino acids.
AUGUCCGAAGAGCAGAACAUGAUGCAGCAGCCCGCCUGCACUGUCCAGUCCAUGUAUCCCAACCAGGCAGGAGGGGACUCCUCUCUUCAAGGGGCUAAUGUCGAAACCCAACGGGCUUUUGACCCUCGCACUACAAUCGAGGACUACAACCGCACCAUGUUGGAGUACACUCAGCGCCAGAUCUCUUCAUUUGUUGACUUGGAUGAGAACAACAAUUCCAACGGUACCCGCAGCCGUAGCAGCCAAAGCAGUGGCAACAGUGAGGCAUCGUCCCACAGCAACGACUCGCGCCAUCGGACCGGUAGCUCCUCGCCCACCUCUGUGAAUCCCGGGCGGGCGACCUCUACACGAGAUAUGGCCGAGGGGACGCACAAGGCUUCGGCCAAGCACAACGACUAUUAG